AUGGAGGCCAUGGUCCCCCAACACCAUCUGUUGGAGUAUGGAGGCCAUAGUCACCCAGCACCAACUGAUCCCUCCUUCUCCCUCCUCCUCCACGACAAGCUCCAGGUGCCCAACAGCUCGCGGCGGGCGUGGAACGAGCGUGACAGUCGCUGUGACGUGUGUUCCACUCAUCUGACCCAGCUGAAACAGGAAGCAGUCCACAUGGUGCUGACCUUGGACCAGUGGGACCUGUCCCCCAGCUCGCCCCCCACCCUGCCCAGCCGCAGUGGCCUUCCCCAGGGCCCCACAGCACCACGGGACUGGGCCUACCUUCCAGCCCCCUCAUCGCUAGCUCCAUCCUCUGUGCACCAGGGAGGAUACCCCCGCUAUGGGUCCAAGCCCAGCUCCCUAGGGGUCGGCUUGGGGGUUGAGAGGAGAAACGGCUCUCCGGCACACAGCAGUAAAGCCAGCGGUGUUCAGCCGGCCCAGCCGCCCCAAAGCCCCAGUAAUAACGGUUCUGGUAGCGGAGGGUUACUGAGCACGGCAGCCCUGCAGGCUCACCAGUACAUGUCUCGCAGCAAUGGAGGAGGAGUCACACUCUACCCCUACCAGAUCUCCCAGAUGAUAUCAGAGGGGUGUAGAGAGGGUCUGACGGAGGAGGCUCUGAAUCUCUACAAUGCUGAUCUCCCCGCCCCCUCACCCUCCCAGGUCCCUCCCACUUUGCAGGUUACCACGGCAACCCCAACCACCACCUCUGCCGCUGCAUCCUUCUUCGCCAGAGCUGCCCAGAAGUUGAACCUGUCUUCCAAGAAGAAGAAGCAGCGCCCAGCGCCCCCCCCAGUGGUGUGUGACCCCCCUCUGUUCCCCACCAACUUCAGUGGGACCCUGCAGACCACCCCUCCCCCUGCCCCCCCCUGCCUGCUACGUGCCGCCAGCAAGAUCAAAGACACCCCCGGACUGGGCAAGGUGAAGGUGAUGGUUCGUGUGUGUCCUGUGAUUUCCUCAGACGCAGCAGGGUCCAGCUCCUUCCUCAAAGUGGACACCAGGAAGAAGCAAGUGACCAUCAUGGAGCCCUCAGCCAACCAGACGCAAGGGAACACCCCCCAGAAACGAGGAGGAGCCAAUCAGGUCCCGCCUAAGAUGUUUGCCUUUGACGCUGCUUUCCCCCAUGAUGCAUCACAGGCGGAGGUAUGUGCUGGGACUGUAGCUGAGGUAAUUCAGUCUGUGGUGAAUGGAGCCGACGGCUGCGUCUUCUGUUUUGGUCACUCUAAACUGGGUAAAUCCUACACCAUGAUAGGUGGUGACGAGUCCAUGCAGACUCUGGGGAUCAUCCCCUGUGCCAUCUCCUGGCUCUUCAAACUCAUCAACGAGAGGAAGGAGAAGACAGGAGCACGUUUCUCUGUCCGAGUCUCCGCCGUAGAGGUGUGGGGUAAAGAGGAGAACCUGAAGGACUUGCUAUCUGAAGUGGCUACAGGCAGUUUGCAGGACAGCCAGUCCCCUGGAGUCUACCUCUGCGAGGACCCCAUCUGUGGCAUGCAGCUCCAGAACCAGAGUGAGCUGCGAGCCCCCACGCCAGAGAAAGCAGCCUUCUUCCUGGAUGCAGCCAUAGCAGCUCGCUAUAGCAGCAGAGAUCACGCCGAUCCGGAGGAACAUCUUAACUCACACAUGCUGUUCACACUGCACAUCUACCAGUACCGCAUGGAGAAGACUGGCAAGGGAGGGAUGUCAGGAGGUCGCAGUAGGCUCCACCUGAUAGACCUGGGCAGCUGUGUGAAGGUGCUAGGAGGAGGGAAGGGCAGAGACAGCAGCGGUAGUAGCAGCACCACAGCAGCAGGGCUGUGUCUGUCUCUCUCUGCGCUGGGGAACGUCAUCCUGGCUCUGGUCAACGGCAGCAAACACAUCCCUUACAAGGACAGUAAGCUGUCCAUGCUACUGAGAGAGUCGCUGGGCAACAUGAACUGCCGGACUACCAUGAUCGCUCACAUCUCCUCGUCGCCUAGCAACUUCUCUGACACGCUCUCCACGAUCCAGAUCGCCUCGCGCCUCCUCCGCAUGAAGAAGAAGAAGACCAAACAAUACACGUCCAGUUCGUCAGGGGGUGAGAGUUCGUGUGAGGAGGGGCGUAUGCGUCGCCCCACUCACCUGAGACCGUUCCACUCCCGUAGCUCUGCAGACUCAGACCUGCCUCUGCUGCACCUCUCCAGCGACCCAGACAACUACUCCAGCAGCGAGCAGUCCUGUGACACUGUCAUCUAUGUGGGUCCCAAUGGGGGUGCCAUCUCGGACCGUGAGCUGACCGACAAUGAGGGACCGCCAGAGUUCGUCCCCAUCGUCCCUGUUUUGCUGAAGAGCAAAGCCGAGUCUGGCCCCCUGGGUCAUCCCCUGCCCCCCGUGCCAGAGGAAGGGGCGGAGUGCCUGAAGUGCAACACCUUCGCUGAGCUGCAGGAGCGUCUGGAGUGUAUCGACGGGAGCGAGGAGGUGACAAAGCUCCCCUUCGAGGAGGUGCCGGCUAACAGGGGGGCUAAGCCCGACACCCUGGUUCCCCCAGGAUCUGAGACGGAGCGUAAAGAAGGGGGGGUGGAGAAAGUAGAGCCCCUCAGGAGGAUGUCCAACGACCAGCAGCUCCAGGAGAUCAGGGAGGUGGUGGAGGAGGCAGAACUGGCCCAGACCAUGAUAGAGAGUCUGAGCCUGACCGGCAGCUGCAGUGUGACGGGUAGCAGUGGAGCAGGACAUACCAACACCAACCCUCUACAGAGGGCCAAGAGUGCCAGCCUCCAUGACAGUCGUGAGUCUCUGAGCGCGGGCAGUAGCAGUGAUGGUAAGCCCCGCCCCCUGGGCUCUCCUCGGCUGGGCAUCGCAUCUCUUACCAAGACCUCUGACUACAGACCUCCCUCCUCACCCUCACAGCGCUGCAAGGUCUACACCCAGAAGGGUGUGAUGCCGGGAACGCCCCCCUUGUCCUGCCAGAGUCUGUCUACUGCAGACAGCCUGGCUGCAGACAGUGUGAGGUCCUCUACAGAGUCCCUGCUGCAGCCGGUGUCCCUGUCCAGAACCUCCCCCGCGGGGAUGAGUCCCUGGGUCCUCAAACGAACCAACUCCUCGUCUGCUAGCCUGGGGUCGGCUGACACGCUGUGUGAUGAGAAUGUUCCUCAGAUUCCUCUGGAUGGACGCAGGGAUACCCCAGCUCCAGCCCCCAACCACUCCUCCAUCCCAGCCGACCCUAGCUCUCUGGAGGAAGACGAGCUGGUGUUCACCCUGGGGUGUAAGGAGGGGCUGGAGGUCCGGGGCCUGCUGGAGAGUGGCGGCCGUCCCACCAGCAUCAUUAGCUUCAGCAGCGACUGUUCCGUCACUGCCCUGGACUCGGGGUCCCGCCCUAUCUCCAUCAACAGCAGCAUCAGCGAGGACCUGGAGCGCUAUGGAAUCAACACUACUGUCGUUGCUACGACCACCAGGGUGAUCCCCAUAACAACCGCCUCCGUCGCCGGAGUGAUCGCCAUGGCGGAGGUCAGCAUGGCAAAGCUUCAUGUGGAAGGAGAGGCGAUGGCGGCGGUGCCUAGCCGACGGUCAUCCAUCUCAUCAUGGCUAAGUGACCUGAGUGUUGUUAGCGACGGAGAUCAAUCUCUGCACAGCUUCAGCCAGUCCCAUGGACACGGGGAGGCUCUGGCCGAACCAGACCCCACACAGGUCCCUCUCUGUGGGGCAAAGGAGCAGGACGAGGCGUCCCUGGGUUAUGGACGAAGGAAGACUCCUGAGAGUGAAGUAGCAUUGUCUGGAGAUGUAAAAGGGAAAGAGACUAAAGAGAGGCUGAAGAGACUGCCCCCCUCCCUGGGUAAGACCACCAUCUCCCUCUCUGACAUGCAGACCCUGGGGGUCUCCAGCAACUUCCUCCCCUUCAAGACCAACAUUACAGUCCACCCCUGUGUGGCCGUCAAACCCAUGGUCAUACUCUCCUCCCUUACCAGGACUCACCUGCUGCCCAAGGACCCAGCCAAGACUGCCCCAGCCCUGGUCCUGGCCUCCAUGUCCAGCGAGCUCAGCUUCGAUGACCCCUGGAUGAAGAGAGACGGGGUGGACGUGAGGCCCAAGGAGCUGGUGUGUGAGGUGAAGCCAGAGAAGUGGGUGGUGGAUCCACCAGUCAAGACAGACCCAGCUAAGAGCAGCCAGGCCUGGCCCCAGGGCGAUAGGGCCAGUAGGGUGGACAGUGGCUAUGGAGGGGACCGUCACAGCUCCAGCAGCGGGGAGGCCAUCUCCUCUCCAGACUCCUGUAAGAGGGUAGUGGACAGCUCUGAGAUGGUGCUGGUCAGUUCUGGGCAGUGUCUGGUGACUCCUGUCUACUCUGCCGACAUCCUGCGCACCGCCAGUCUGCCCCGUGGCUGGCACCGGCUCAACCGCCACGACGGCCUAUAUGAGGACCCACUAAGCUACGACGCUAACGGAGGAGGGGGGGAGUACCGAGGCCUGGGGGUCACCUCCUCCACCCCCUGUAGUCCCAGGGCGACCCUGGACCGAAGGGGGUAUGCCGGUAAACAUGGCCUGUUUUCCCGCCAGAAAGGUAUCCCACCGCUGCCACCAGUACGCAAGUCCAGUCUGGACCAGAAGAACAGGGCAGGAGGCCCCCUCAGCCCCAUGCACGCAGCCAGCCAUGGCCUCUCCUUCUUGAGGAGUACCCCGGAGGACCUGGGCGUGCUUGGUGGAGGGAAACAGAAGGGGUGUAAUGUGGAGAGCAGCAGGUUAUUCAGUGCUAAACUAGAGCAACUGGCUAACAGAACCAACUCUCUGGGUCGGUCCCAUGGAGAUCACAGCUCUCAUGGCCCCCACUACGACUGCCUCUCUUUGGAGAGGGGGGAGGCCCUCAGCUCCUUGGGCUGGAAGGUGGCAGCCGGAGGGGGGAGGGGGGACUGCACCAUGCCCCGUACCGGACGCAGCCUCACCCGUGGCGGCUCAUUGUCAUCCUCCUCCCCUAAAGGAAACGGUUCCGGUAACAGCCCUGGCAGCGCUCCCCAGUCACCCAAGUCGAGCCAGUCCAAGAUCUCAGCGGUCAGCAAGCUCCUGAUGGCCAGCCCUAAGGCCCGGAGCCUGUCGGCCUCCAGCACCAAGACACUCAGCUUCUCCACCAAGUCUCUGCCCCAGUCUGUCAACCGCAGCUCCAGUCUGCCUCCCAACGGCAACUCUGGCUCCUGGUCCACCCAGUCUCUGAGUCGCAACCGAGGGGGAGGCCUGGCCGCCAAGCUGCCUCUGAGAGCCGUCAACGGACGCAUCUCCGAGCUGCUCCAGGGCAGCGGAGGCUCUCGAUCCGCUGGUCACAACCGAGGAGGAAGCUCCGAGGCUGGGGAGGAGAGGGGCGCUGGAGGGGGUGGAGGUGGUGUCGGGGCACAGGGAGAGGAGAGACCCUUGGUAGUCCACACCCUCCCGUCUCCCUACAGUAAGAUCACAGCGCCCAGGCGGCCGCAUCGCUGCAGCAGCGGUCAUGCCAGUGACAACAGCAGUGUUCUGAGUGGAGAGCUGCCCCCGGCCAUGGGGAAGACAGCCCUAUUCUACCACAGUGGGGGCAGCAGUGGCUAUGAGAGCAUGUUGAGGGACAGCGAGGCCACAGGAAGCACCUCCUCUGCCCAGGACUCUCUGAGCGAACACAGCUCAGCCACCAGCAGCAGCCGCCGCAGCCUCAAGAACAACAAGAAGAAGAACAACAGCACAGGUACCCAGCGUCGUCGUCUGAUUCCCAGCCUGACCCCAGACUCGUCCUCUCCGGUCAGGAAGCCUGCCAUCAGCCCAGGUGUACGCUGGGUAGACGGGCCGCUACGCCCUGCCCCCAGGGGAACCACAGAACCCUUCGAAAUAAAGGUCUACGAGAUAGACGACGUGGAGCGCAUGCAGAGGAGAGAGAAAGGCAACAAGGAGGUGGUUUAUUUCAGUGCUAAGCUGAAGAUCUUGGAAAACAGGCAGCAGCGGAUAUCCGAGGUCCGAGCCAAGUACGACUGGCUGAAGAAAGAGCUGGAACAGACCAAGCAGCACCUGAUGCUGGAGCCAGACAAAUGGACCACUGAAUUUGACCUGCAGCAGACGUUUGAGGUGGACUCUCUGGAGUACCUGGAGGCUCUAGAGGUGAUGACAGACAGACUGGAAACCAGGGUCAACUUCUGCAAGGCUCACCUCAUGAUGGUCACCUGCUUCGACGUCACCUGCCGACGCAGGUAG
Molecule: messenger RNA, 6174 nt
Organism: Salvelinus namaycush (lake trout)
Lineage: Eukaryota; Metazoa; Chordata; Actinopteri; Salmoniformes; Salmonidae
Product: kinesin-like protein KIF26B
Exons: 21
Coding region: 1-6174 (2057 amino acids)
Biological process (GO): microtubule-based movement
Molecular function (GO): ATP binding; microtubule binding; microtubule motor activity
Source: RefSeq, a predicted model, not a curated record